CUAAUGCCACCGAGUAGGCAAGGAUUAGUACCGGAUCCCGAUCUUGAUAACGUGGGCUUAGUGGGAGUGGGAGUUAUAGUGGGCUCAGGAGUCAGGAUCGCCGUACUUGUUCCAAUUUCUUGUCUAAAGAGGCAGACGUUCCGUCCGUAGACCAAGGUUUCGUUUGUCUCAGACUCUCUGCUCUGUGCUCUCAAGUCUCAACCAACAUCCAACACUCAGCGUGCGUAAAGGCGUCUGUUAUUGCCAGAAUCAGCGAUUCCAAAACUCGUCGGUUGAACUCUGGAUGAAUUAGUAAUCGUGCACUGCGAAAAUAAUAAUAUGUAGUAGGGGUGGUUGCAGCGUUGUAGACCGUGGAAGAGGGUUGGGAAACGAUGGAAUGCGCUGCGAAGGGACGGGGAACGCGCUGCAUCGGUCCAGCUACAAGACGUUGUGGUCGUUGCGGAGCCGUCGCUUACUGUUCCGUUUCUCACCAGCUUUCACAUUGGAGAGAUCACAAACAAGAAUGUGAAAGGUUAGAACUACAAAUGAGGUCCGCAGAGGUCUUGCACGAUUUCCCCUUUACAUUCUCUAAGGAAGCUACGCUCCAGGUUUGUGAAAAACAGGUGACUCGUUGCUCCUUUUUGAUGACAAGGAGACUUCAUCUUGUCGGAAUGUGGAAAUAUGAAUGUAGUUGUGGGACUUCGGUUGCUUCUUCUGACCAUUUAAGGAUAAUUGAUGAUUGGAAUCUUCCAAGCACUUUAUGCCCAUGCUGUGAGCCAAUAACUCCAAUAUCAAUCUGUUUGAGAAGUUGGAAAGACUACUAUGAGUGGCGGUGCCUCCCAUUGCAUUCACCUGUUGCUUUGUUACUCCACUGGACACUUACAGUAUACCAUGCUAUUCAACUUGCUACUAUAACAAGAUCAGUUGAUGGAAGUAGCAACAAGAUCCAUAUUCACUAUCUAGGGCCUGAUAAAGAACUUCUUCAACUUGCCGGAUUUGCAGAGUUACAUGCACUUUUUCCUGGUAUACAGGUGCAUAUGGAACUUGUUGGACCAGCAGUUCCGCAAUUUAGGGAUGGUGAGAGGAUUGAUCUUAGGAGUUAUGUUCAUUGUGUUGAGGUAGAUUGCUCUUGCAAAUCUUCUAGUGAUAAUGCCAGUCUUCUAGUUUCCCAUGGCAGAAAUUCAGCAGUGACUAUGCGGCUUCAUAAAGGUUUCUAUCAUGAUAGAUAUAAAGAAAUAGUGAAGGAAUCCUUUCCUCAUCUAAUCAUUGCUUCAAAUGCUGGCAUUGCUGCUUAUUCUAGCUGGUUACCAACAAUAGAGACAAUAAAGGAGAUGGAUGUCCCCGCUAUUUUUUCUGAUUACUGUGAAGAAGCUGCGCAUUUGGCUGCGUGUUGUAUUAGCUCUGUAACAAACCGUCCUCUGAGGCUUCCUCAGGUUCAAUUAAAUCCAUUUAGGCAGCCAAUGGCGGUGGAAGAUAGUGCUUUGUUUCUCCCUUGCUACUCAAAUUGCUUCGUCUUUGGUAUGUAAACUAAGCACGCUUAAGUGAUGAAUUGGUGUUUGCUAUAGGCUCGGAAUUUCCAUCCAAGGAGCAGUAAGAAAACAGAAAUUCUUCAGGCUUGGUGAUUGUAAUCAGUUUGCACUGACAAAGAAGACUAGUAGAUCGAGUUUGAUGUACAAUCAAACUAUAUGUGGUAAAUGGUACCUGAGGCAGUCUCCAGGAGAUGAAUUGGCAAUUUUUGGUAGUCUGAAAGACUGAAACUUCAUGUGACAUUUACAGUGAGCCUUUGGUGCAUUCCAUUUAGUGGCAGCCAUCGGUACGUUCCAUUUGGUGAAGAUCUUUUGUAUUAUAGGAUCGGUGACACAAUGUGAUUACAACCUAUAAUCAAAAUGCACAUUUCAUUAGACUAAAUCUUUUCUAUAGUGAAAUUUGACAUUUUUACUGAUA
This is a messenger RNA of Nelumbo nucifera (sacred lotus), 1923 nucleotides long. RefSeq names its product zinc ion binding protein. NCBI's taxonomy places the organism in Eukaryota, Viridiplantae, Streptophyta, Magnoliopsida, Proteales, Nelumbonaceae. The record is from RefSeq and is a predicted model, not a curated record.